Messenger RNA from Chrysochloris asiatica (Cape golden mole), 1140 nucleotides. It is a transcript of the gene RNF187, whose product is annotated as ring finger protein 187. The transcript is spliced from 6 exons. The record is from RefSeq and is a predicted model, not a curated record. Lineage: Eukaryota; Metazoa; Chordata; Mammalia; Afrosoricida; Chrysochloridae. Bases 1 to 1140 code for a protein of 379 amino acids.
AUGGCACAGUACUUCAUUACCGAGACGCGCGGCCUUGGAGCCGCCGGAACCUGGGAUGCCGACCUGGAAUGUUUCUUCAGCCAAACAGCUUAUUCCACAACCCUGGGCAAGACGCGAGGUGGCCAGCGACUCCAAGGCCGGGUUCUCAGGACCAGCGCUGAAGUCUGGCAGGACCCGGCGGUAACGCCCCAUCGGCGCGGCCUGGGCAGUAGCAGCGGUUUAGCGGCGGCGGCGGCGGCGGCGGCGGCUAAGCAGAGGCUUUGUGGUUUAGCUAAUCUGCGCGAUUCAGGUUUCCAGGUCUCCUCCCCGUUCCCCUGCCGCUCUCCUCGGCCUCCGCCCUCGCAGAGGGCCGCACUCGCAGCCCUGGAGGAUCUCGCGGCCCCCGAGGCGGCCUCCUGCGCCAUUUGUCAGCGCUCGUUUCGCGACCCGGUGCGCGCCGACUGCGGCCACCGGUUCUGCCGGACGUGCGUGGUUCAGUUCUGGGCGGAGGAGGACGGGCCCUUCCCAUGUCCCGAGUGCGCUGACGACUGCUGGCAGCGCGCUGUGGAGCCAGGUCGCCCGCCUCUCAGCCGCCGCCUGCUGGCGCUCGAGGUGGCCGCCGCGGGGUCGGCGCGCGACGCCCUGGCCAGCGAGGCCGCGCUGCAGCUGCUGUGCCGCGCCGACGGGAGCCCGUUAUGCCGCGCCUGCCGUAUGGCUGCCGCACCCGAGCCGCCGGAGUGGGAGCCUCGCUGGAGGAAGGCGCUGCGCGGCAAGGAAAAUAAGGGAUCAGUGGAGAUUAUGAGAAAGGAUCUGAAUGACGCUCGAGAUCUGCACGGCCAGGCGGAGUCAGCAGCUGCUGUGUGGAAGGGCCAUGUGAUGGAUCGGAGGAAGAAGGCACUGACUGAUUAUAAGAAGCUUCGAGCCUUUUUUGCUGAGGAGGAAGAACAUUUCCUACAGGAGGCAGAAAAAGGAGAGGAGGCACCGGAGGAUGAGGGUGCUGAUCCAGCUGAGAGAUUUAAGUCCCUGCUGCAGGCUGUCUCAGAGCUGGAGAAAAAGCACCGCAACCUGGGACUCAGCAUGCUACUUCAGCCUAAUGGGAUGUUUGAACUAGAGCUUCUAGCUGAACUAGGCACUCGAAGCCCCCAAGUCCUGGAUCAGUGA